Molecule: messenger RNA, 1233 nt
Organism: Zychaea mexicana
Lineage: Eukaryota; Fungi; Mucoromycota; Mucoromycetes; Mucorales; Lichtheimiaceae
Exons: 3
Coding region: 1-1233 (410 amino acids)
Source: RefSeq, a predicted model, not a curated record
AUGGAACGACUCAACGACGAUCGAUCUGUAAACUUCGUCAACGAAUUACCAUACGACGUCUUGAUUACGAUUUUGAGCAGCCUGACCACGGAGGACCUGGUGGACUUUACUCCACACGUGCAGCAGCUAAGACUACAGCUACCUUCAUUAUCCAACUGGUAUAACACGCCACUCACACGAAUAGCUCAAGGAUUAUUUCCUCGCCUGGAAGUCCUUCAAUUAAAUGCCUUACAUUUACAAAACACGGAUACAUUAAUGCUAGCCUUGGGUGAAGUGGCCAAUACUCUAAAAGAGCUACUCCUGACUACAGAACACAACCCCAAUGCUGUGUUCAUACCAUUAUGUACCGUGCUUUCAAUAUGCCACAAACUCAAGCAUUUCAUCUAUACACAUGAUGCCGAAACCGAAACAUCUCUCGCAUUCGGACAGAUGCCUACACAUACACUGCAAUUGACCGACUUCAACUUUAGCAUAUACUAUCCAGAAGAACAUAUAGAUUCAACCAUGGCUACGCUUCUACAACACUGCACUCAUCUUCAACGACUGACGCUCACCUGUAACGAUGGAGACGAAGUGCUGCCAGCCAUCCAACAACAUUGCAAACAGCUAGAAUACCUCAGGUUACAUGAUAUCUUAAAUUAUCAAGCUCGACCCAGUACUAUUACUAGCGGUGAUUGUGCCCAAAGCGACCCAGAUCCGCCGUCGUCUCUUAAUCUCCAUAGUGUGACCAUCCUGAGAACUCGAGGAUGUGCAGAUAUCAUGAUCCCUUAUCUGGCGCGAAGCACCGAGACUCUUACUGAACUCUACAUCAACCUACGGCCCAUAGCUGUUCCUACGUGGGAUCCACUACUGACAUGGGGUCUACCGAACUUACGAUGCUUAACUUUGAGUUAUGGAGAAGUUGACAAUAAUGGAUUUGUUGCGGAUUUGAUCACUCACUUGCCCUUAUUGGAAGAAGUGCAUCUGGAAGAAUGCGAAUAUAUUGGAUUGCACGUAUUCAACGCAUUGGCACAACUCGACAACCUAAAAUCGCUGAGCAUUGACGGCGUGAUUGGAGCCGAAGAAGACAGUCUAGCGGAUAUGUUUCUUACUUUCUCACAACGAGGCGUCGAUGGCCCAUUGAAAUCAGUGACAUUUGACAUGUGCCAUGACUUCAUUGAUACCUACGAUGUUUUGCAGUCGUUGGCCGAUGUGGAGAGCGUGCAAGAGAUCGGAUACGCAAUUGUGCCUUAA